This is a messenger RNA of Gopherus flavomarginatus (Mexican gopher tortoise), 5374 nucleotides long. RefSeq names its product SH2B adaptor protein 2 (gene SH2B2). The record is from RefSeq and is a predicted model, not a curated record. Lineage: Eukaryota; Metazoa; Chordata; Testudines; Testudinidae. Gene Ontology annotation, molecular function: transmembrane receptor protein tyrosine kinase adaptor activity. The transcript has 10 exons. Gene Ontology annotation, biological process: intracellular signal transduction; antigen receptor-mediated signaling pathway. The coding region runs from base 177 to 2222 and encodes 681 amino acids. Gene Ontology annotation, cellular component: plasma membrane.
CGCGCUCCAGUUGCGGUGGGAAGAGGCUCCUUGGCAUCUGUCUCCGCCAGGACAGGCAGGAGCCGGGCCCGCCCGUGGGGUCCCACGCAGCCGCCAGCGCCUAGGAGAAGGCACCAGCCCCGCUCCCGUGCAAUGAGCCUCCGAGCCCAUUUGCUGGUAGGUGGAAUGGGGCAGUCAUGAAUGGUGAUGCCCUUUGCCAAGAGUCUUCCUCCCAGCUUCCCGACUGGAGGGAAUUCUGUGAGCUCCACGCCCAGGCUGCUGCGGUGGAUUUUGCUCAGAAAUUCUGCCAGUUCCUGAAGGAGAACCCCCAUUACGAUACCCCGGGGGCUGAAACCUCCUUCUCCCAUCACUUUGCUGCCAAUUUCUUGGACAUCUUCAGCUUGGAGGUCAGCAGGGUGUUUGUGUCCGACUCCCCAACCAAGUACAACAUAGUGCCCUUUGUGGGACUACAGAACUGCCACAUGCCUUACGGCCGAGACAUCCUCCAGAGGAAAGAGGAGACCUCCACAGAAUCCCUGGACAGCAUGGACAACCCCGUGAACUCCAGCCGAUAUCUGAGCCAGUCCCAGCAGGCUCAGGCCCAUAAAGUUUCUUCCUACGGCCACUCUCGGAGUUCAGAGGACGUCUCUGUCCAUGCUACUUCCAAGCCGAAAUUCAAGAAAGGUUUCUCCUUGAGGAAUAUGAGUCUGUGCGUGGUGGAUGGCAUGAAGGAGAUGUGGCACAGGAAGUCCUCUCCGGAGCCAGGCGUGGAGGCCACGCAGGGUGGCAGGAGGUCAGAGAGAGAGCACUGUCCCUCUGCGAACAAGGAACACAAUGACACAAGGGAGAGAUGGACUCAAAAGCUACGGCUGUCAAAAGUCCAGUCUUCCAAGGUGGAACUGGUGGAUAUUCAGAGGGAGGGCACCCUCCGCUACAUGGUGGCGGAUGACACGAACUGUGUGGGUAGCUCUCAGUGGCAGAAGUGUCGGCUGAUGCUCAGGAAGGCUGUGAAAAUGGAGGGGGAGAGGUUCCUGCUGGAGUUUUAUGUGCCUCCAAAGGCUUCGAAACCUAAGGUCAGCAUCCCACUCUCAGCCAUCAUUGAGGUCCGGACGACCAUGCCUUUGGAGAUGCCGGACAAAGACAACACCUUUGUGCUGAAGGUGGAGAAUGGUGCUGAGUAUAUCCUGGAAACCAUUGACUCCCUCCAGAAACACUCCUGGGUGGCGGAUAUCCAGGACUGCAUAGACCCUGGGGACAGCGGAGAUGAUAUUGAACUUUCCUCCUGUGUGCAGGGAGCCUGCCUGCCAGGCAGGGUACCCUCCUGCAGCUGUGAAUUUGUGGCUGAUGGAGCAGACUGCAUAGGGGACAGUACACCAGCUGUACACAGGACUCCAGACAGAUGUUCUGUGCUUGCCACCCAAACCACCACCCCAAUCGCUGCCACUAUCAUCUCAGCCCCGCAUGGCAGGGCCAGGGACUCCUCAGGGGAACACCUGGCCCAUGUACCACUUGAAAACUUCCUGCAGACCCUGGAGUCGUCAGCCACCAGCAGUCAUUUAGCAGGGGAGGAAAGCGAGACAGAAGCAGAGAUCAACCUCUCAGAUUUCCCCUGGUUCCACGGGACACUGUCGCGGAUCAAAGCUGCCCAACUGGUGCUUUUUGGCGGGGCCAGGAGUCAUGGUCUGUUUGUCAUUCGGCAGAGCGAAACUCGACCAGGCGAAUACGUGCUGACUUUUAACUUCCAGGGGAAAGCAAAGCACCUGCGGCUGUCCCUGAACGAGAACGGACAGUGCCACGUGCAGCACCUCUGGUUCCAGACCAUCUUCGAUAUGUUGCGGCACUUCCACACCCACCCCAUCCCCCUGGAGUCCGGCGGCUCAGCUGACAUCACUCUCCGCAGCUACGUCGUGGCGCAGGGCCCCUUCUCUGAUGCCAGCCCUGCUCCAGCUGUUGCCUCCCAACAGCCCAGCUGCAGAAGUGACCUCUUGUCCCAACACUACUUCUCCGGCUUUGUGCCAGGCCCUUUCCAGCCCACAUCGCCCGUGGAGGGGGCUGUCGCCUCUUCCUCCUCCACCGGCCACCCUCUGUACCACCGAAUGGAGGGGACCCUCAGCGCCCGGAGCCGCAGCAACAGCACCGAGCGCCUGCUGGAGUCGCCCAGCGUUAGCGCGGACGACUACCACGAGAGCGACGGCUCACGCAACAGGACCAGGGCGGUUGAGAACCAGUAUUCUUUCUACUGAGGGGUCACAGAGUGGAGGCUAGCCCUCUGUGUGGGGUGUCCUUGCCUGCCGAUGCAGCCGUGGUUCAUGAGGUUGCUCGUGCCAUUGCUGAUGAGCCCUGGCUCCGAUCUCCGACCACCCACCUCGCCCAGUGAAUGUUUACAUAUUGCCAUGGCCCAAAGCCUUGGGCUGUCCCCACUCUCUUGUCAGCUUUCUGGUGUGCCCCUCACCUCCGCGUCCGAUUCACUGGUGCCAACUCCAUCCAUCACCAGCAAUGGACCUGGGCUGUCCUGUCUCCCCCUGGCAGCUCGGAGAAUGGUUUGAACGAUGAGCGACUUGCCAGCCGGGAAAUCGCGUUGGGUAUGCCCAACCAAACACAUUCACAGCUCCCUAGAUCUGGCUCGUGCUCUGAACUCACAAAGCCAAAGACACCAGUGCCAUUAAGAAACCUGUUCUAGGGUCAGCAGUGCCCGCUCUCUGUCCUUGUCAUCUUGCGGUCGGUUCCCUUAACUCCUACGAAGACUCGCCUGCCGGUCUCUCCAUUGUCUGCUGUUGGAUCGGGACUCACUUCCCGCUUGGGUCUAGUAACAUGCAGUGAUUCUCCUGGAAUAGGAAUCCAUGGCUUUGAUUUAUGUCGUUCUUCCCUUAGCUGUGCAACAAUGAAAGCAUCUCCUGGCGUUUCCUUGAUGGAAAGGACUAGACAUUGCCAGUAUUGGAACGUAGUCAAGGUCACCUCAAAUGAUUACUUCCCUUCAGGGAUAAUUACCUUGAGUUUUGCAAACAAGACACUGCAGGCUAGUAACGUUUUGAGGUGACCUUGUACAUGACAAAUCUCGCCAAGGUAGUUUUGUUACUAGUACAGAGAACGUGCCAGCACACACACCUGUCAGAGAUGGAAAAGACCUGUCAAACUACCUGGUCCCUCUCCAUUGCUAUUACGAGAUUGUUCGCAGGAAAUUUAGGGUUGUUUGUUCACUUGAGUCCCAAACCCGUGGGGAGAUUAUUCCACAGCCUAAUGCGUCUGACUGUCAGAAAGUUUUUCCAGAUAGCCAGCCUAUAUUUUCCCUUUCUUCACUUUAUCCACCCUAAUGAUUCCUUUUUCCUUCUUGGUUUUUAAAAUCCUACAGCUGCUUGAGGGGUGGAAUAAAAUCUCCCUGCCUCCGUCACCUCGUAUCCAGCCUGUAUCUGUGGAGUUCUGUUAGUAUUUCCUUCUAAAGCCAUCUCCUCAGGCCCUGAUCAUUUGUGUUUAUGUUCUCUGAACUUCCCCCAGUUUGUCAAUGGUUUCUUGGUAAUAUAUGCACGUGUGUCUUAUGCAUAUUCUCUCUCUAUCUUUUACGUGCAUGCUCUUUCUCUCUGACACACACAUACACCAACCUGAAAGUUCCUGGUUGAAUCCCAGUCAUGGCUAUACCCUGUAUGUUGCAUUGUCGUUGCUAAGAGGAACACAAUUGCAAGUGCAUCUUUUGGCUAACAUGGCAAAUUCAACCAGUUCCAUCCCCUAGAGACAGAGCUUUUAAAAUAUGACAUUGGCCCAGAUUUUCAAGUGGUCACAUAUUUUUUGGGGGCUGCUCCAGUGUUUGGGUCCCCAGCUGGAGAUGCCCAGGGAACCUCAUUUUCAGGAGGGCCAGGCCCCCUCUACUCUGUUAGAAGUCAGUGAAAAUUUGGUUGUGUUCCGCAAAAUUAAGGCACUGAAAAAUCAGAGGCCACUUUUGAAACUAUUGCCCAUUAAACUUAACCGCCUAAGGAGAGCGAGCUGGAGACAAGAGAGGGCUAUUUCUUGCUGUGUUCAUAGAUAAAAUAACUGAGGUGUUUGGUUGGUAUGCUUCUGGUUUUAAUUUAAAUAAAAAAAUGUGUACUCAUGGCUGGAUGAAACUCCCUGUGGGCAGAGAUCCAGCACUUAAAGCCAGGUCUACACACUAAUUUAAUGUUAUAUAAUUAUGUCAGUUGGUGGGCUGGGACCUGGUGUGCAUAUUUUUAUUUAAACUGAAAUUGUUGCACCAGUGCACCUCUAGUGUGCAUGUGUGGCAAAAUGGAUUGAGCACUGGACUGGGACUUAGCAGACCUGGAUUCUGUUCGCAGUUCUAUUAGCCUGCUGGGUGACCUUGGGCAAGUCACGUCCUGUCUCUGUGCUUCAGUUUCCCCAUCUGUAAAAUUGGCAUAAUGAGACUGACCUCUCUUUUGUAAAGUGCUUUGAGAUCUACUGAUGAAAAGCCCCAUAUAAGAGCUAGGUAUUAUGAAAGCUGCCUUUUAACACUAUAUAUUGUUCCCAUAUGGAAUAAGUUAUAUGGUGUAAGCACCUAUCUGCCAGUCUAACAGAGUCCACGCUAGGGAGGGCUUCCGCUGCAGGUAUUGUUAAAGUGGAACAACUUGUGUGUGUAGACAAGGCCUUGAGUCCCACUCAAGGGUUCUUUUGGCAUUUUUUGGUGCCUUCUUUCCUGAGCCAGCAAAAUGUGCCCUCAUCUUUCCCCCCGCCCCCGUGGCCACUUCUCCCAGCUCUUCCCCUCCCCUGCCCCCCACUUGCAAAGGCAAAGAAUGGGUCUUCUGGGCCAGCCUGCUGCACCACCUGCUUAAGUGUUGUGCCCCUGAAGCAGGAUGCGGGGAGUGAAGCCUUGGGCUGCCCAUUCCCCUCUGCUUACAGCCACUUCUGCUUUCAAAGGAUCUGGAAGGGACAGCGGGAGGGGUUCGAUUUAGGUUGGGGUUUUUAUUUGCAUGCUGCAGCAGCCCAGCCCGGGCGGGGUCACAUACAGAGGAACCCGUGCCAUACUCACACAGGUGGCAUCCUGUGCUGCAGAGAAAGGCAGGGCUUUCUUUGGUAGCGAGUCUGAAAUAGACCUGCUGUAUUUGCGCCCCCAAGGAACUGACGGGGAGUGUCCAGAUACUGAACGGUUGCUGCCAUUCUCCUCCUCCAGAAAGACUCAGUGGGCUGGUUGGACAGAGGCAAAGCAUUGCCUCGCAGACCUUCGCCAGCUGGCUGCUUUUUCCCAUUCCACCGUGGGGGUGAGGUAAGCGGGAAAGGGGGCAGCAAAUGAUCUACAAGCAAAUAUGUUGAUUUGUAAAUAGGGGGAAGUAGGGAAAAGUGUAAUGUUCUGUAGAAUAACUAAAUUUAUUUAAGCAACUUGUAAAACAAAUGGGAAAAUUGAGUUCCAGUUUUGAAAUAAAACCUCUUGAACCAA